Messenger RNA from Pochonia chlamydosporia 170, 213 nucleotides. RefSeq lists its product as hypothetical. Bases 1 to 213 code for a protein of 70 amino acids. The transcript has a single exon. Lineage: Eukaryota; Fungi; Ascomycota; Sordariomycetes; Hypocreales; Clavicipitaceae. The record is from RefSeq and is a predicted model, not a curated record.
AUGAAACCAAUACUCAGCCCUGCCAGUAGAUGUCACAUAAUUGCAAUGUACAAACAUAAUGAACCCCAAUACCUACAUUUGCUAGAUCAACCUCGACCCACAAGGCAGUGUAGACCUGUGCUCUCACCAACCAUCACUUCAACUUCCUCAUCAGGCAAGCAUAGAUCGGCAGGCAUCAGUAUUCUUCCAACCUUCAAUGCCUCGAAAGGCUGA